CUUCACAAGCACAGUACUGUCAGAGUUGUUCACACGGGUUAAGGCUACAUAAAAAAGCGGUUUGAAUCUGAAGUACAAAUAAUUGUCUGCUGUACCAUCUAACAAGUGGAUAACAUACAUCUGGUUUCUAACUCUUGGAUUUGCACGCCUAUUGAUUUUUUAACGGAAGGUUGUGUUGGUUCAUAUCCUUGGAAAUAUUUUUUUAAACAGAUUAAAAAAUGCAAAACGUUGCUGGACGUCUGUAAAAGUUUCGAUUGAAACUUCUAUUAUGAGAAGGUGAAACUUCAAGUAUGGUCUUUCUGUGAAUUAUGGAUUGAACCCAUAUUAUAAGCAUUUUAUAAAGAAGACUGUUACACUAUAAGGUGACAUUUAGUCAUUUUGAUCUGGUUCAUGUCAUACGACAGAUAUCGACUACAACCUUUAUAAUAUUUUCAGGUGUUGCUUCGAGGAUAGUGGGGCAGGAUAUGGAGUUACUGUUUCCAUAGCCUUAGUUUUAUUCUACAGAUUCGUCAGAUUUUUUUUCUUCAGAAACACGCUUUAUUGUACAAGAUUUUAAACUUCGACAUUCACCUUUGGAAUACAAUCAUGAACUUUAUUCUGAAUUUACUACAUUUUGUUUUGGCUGCCCUUCUAUAUAUUUCAACUGUAAAGACUGCUCACAUAUCUGGAGAUGGAGAGAGGAAACCUAAUGGAGUUAUUACGUUUUUGGAAGUCUAUGAGAGAAGCUAUUGUCGGACAUUAGAGACAUUAGUAGACAUCUUCCAGGAGUAUCCUGAUGAAGUAGAGUACAUUUUCAAGCCUUCAUGCGUACCACUCAUGAGAUGCGCGGGCUGCUGUAGUGAUGAAAGUUUAGAGUGUGUGCCGAAGGAAACGCACAAUGUAACUAUGGAGAUAAUGAAAAUCAAACCGCAUCUUAGUCAACAUAUAGGAAUAAUGAGUUUCACAGAACAUAGUACAUGUGAAUGCAGACCAAAGAAAGAUGUCAAAGAAAAAAAAGAAAAAAAACCCAGGAAAGGCAAGGGCAAAGGUCUUAAGAGAAAAAUAAAGAAAAACAGAGACAAAAAGCCCAACUCCCACUGUGAGCCUUGCUCAGAGAGAAGAAAACACUUGUUUGUACAGGAUCCACACACCUGUAAAUGUUCCUGCAAAUUCACACAUUUGCGUUGCAAGUCCAGGCAGCUUGAGUUAAACGAAAGAACUUGCAGGUGUGAAAAGCCAAGAUGAGAGGAAGUUAAAAUGGACAUGACAUGAAGGAUACACAUAGCACAGCACUUUGAAUUCUGAUCUUUUUUUUUUCUCCGGAAAAGCAUUCCCUGGAAAGAUUGUUGAAAAAAAAUCAUCCUGUUAUAUAUUUUCUAAAUAUUAAUAUAUAAUGAAAAUAAUGAAUUGUUUUGCUGCUAAAAAAGUAUCAGUCAUACUGGGUGGCUGACUUUUUUUUUUUUUUUAAUAUGACGAAUUUAAAUGUUUUUCACUGGAUGCAAUCGGUCUGCUGCGGAUAUAGACAACGAAUGAGAACUCUACGAGUAAAAGAAAAACAGAAAGUCAACGGCGAACAGAGAAAUGUUCAACAUUUCUUAUGAACUUUUUGAUGAAAAGCUGCUUUUGUGUGGGAAAUAUAAUACACCAAGAUGCUUUGUGAGGGCAAUGUUAAAGCCCUCAAAGGUCCAAAGGAAGUGCUGGAACAUGGAACUCCAUUUAUGAUGUCACUUCCCGCUUUAUUGUGGCCCUAACCAGGAUGGUGGAAUCUGGGCUAAGAACUACUUUCACAAAAGAAGGCUGUAACAACUAACUAAAUAUAGGACAGAAAGCAAAUAUUUAAAGGGAUAUUAAUUAUGGGUAUAUAUGGAUACAUUUUGUCAUUUCUUGAUUCUGUAGUCAGAGAAGGGCCUUUUACCUUUUAGUGGCAAACUAAGCCCUUCUGUAACCAUUAGCUUUGAAAUUAUUAUUUUCCAAAGAAAGCCUGACACACACUAUUGAAGUAUUUUAAAAAAGCAACAUCUGUAUUUACAUAUUUAAUAUCCCUUUUGUAGUAGACAAUUUACACAGAUCAUUUAUAAUUUAGAUAAUGUUCAGUAUUCUUUGUGUACAUAUUUAAUUUCAUCUUAUUUAUAUGCAGUGUUAACUACAUUUUUUUUAAAUAAUUUUUUUAGGUAGGGUCACCCACUCCUCUAGUUAUAUAUGAGCUUAAACAUUCCUGAAUACGAUUUCAGUUUCUUUUUAACACUAAUAGUGAUGUUUUUAUUCCCAAAGCCAAUGCAUAAUGUUACCCCAAAAGCAUUAUUAUCUGCCUGGAGGAAAUAAUUCAGACCCUUAAUGGCUGUGUUACAAAGUCACAUUGAAUACUGGUGCACUACCUGAUCAAACUGUAUAUGAUGUACAUUGAAAUAGCAUAAGCUACCUACUACAACUGCUAACACUGUAUAGUGAAAUUGCAUACACAAUAUGCGUGUCUACUAUUUCAUUGUAUAGGGCAUGCAAGUUGGCAUUUAUCAGUAGUCUAUGCAUUUUUACUUGCUCUGAAUUGUUCCUCAAAUGGUAACUCAUAAUAAACACUACAUUCUUUUGGUAGUAAACCGAAACAACUAUUCUGUACAUCCAUAUUUUUAGUAUAUUUUGUCACAUUAAUAUAUUUAUUGGUGCUCUACAUGGUAAAUGUUUGAAAUAUUAACACAUUUUUAGUAAAUGUUAUUCUGUACCUAGUAAACUUAUUUAUUUUUAAAGUAUCAUUUUUGUAUUAAAAAAAUAAGUGAA
This is a messenger RNA of Acipenser ruthenus (sterlet), 2751 nucleotides long. RefSeq names its product vascular endothelial growth factor A-like. Bases 586 to 1224 code for a protein of 212 amino acids. NCBI's taxonomy places the organism in Eukaryota, Metazoa, Chordata, Actinopteri, Acipenseriformes, Acipenseridae. Gene Ontology annotation, molecular function: chemoattractant activity; vascular endothelial growth factor receptor 1 binding; growth factor activity. The transcript has 8 exons. The record is from RefSeq and is a predicted model, not a curated record. Gene Ontology annotation, cellular component: membrane. Gene Ontology annotation, biological process: sprouting angiogenesis; induction of positive chemotaxis; positive regulation of angiogenesis.